Messenger RNA from Micropterus dolomieu (smallmouth bass), 3344 nucleotides. RefSeq names its product pleckstrin homology domain containing, family D (with coiled-coil domains) member 1 (gene plekhd1). Bases 10 to 1728 code for a protein of 572 amino acids. The transcript is spliced from 15 exons. The record is from RefSeq and is a predicted model, not a curated record. NCBI's taxonomy places the organism in Eukaryota, Metazoa, Chordata, Actinopteri, Centrarchiformes, Centrarchidae.
UUGAUUUUAAUGCACUUAGCAGCAAUUUAUAUUUUAUUCAUCAAGGAGUCGUGCAGCCACGCCUCUGCUGCUACAGAUGUUCUCCUAAUUCACUGCUGGAGUAAUGGAUGGAGAGACCAGAGAGUUUGUACCUGCCAAGAGCUGGAGACUGCUGCUUGCUGCAAGCACAGGCGUGGGAAACCAGAGACAAUGUUCUCCUCUUCGUCCAGAAACUCUCUGUUCUCGCCCUGGUCGUCCAUGGAGCAGUCGGACUCUGAAGCGUUAGACAUCAGCACCAAAGUGCAGCUGCAUGGGGUCCUGUGGAAAAGGCCCUUCGGACGGCCAUCGGCCAAGUGGUCCCGCAGAUUCUUCAUCAUUAAAGACAGCUUCUUGCUCUACUAUGCAGAGAGCGAGAAGAGAAACUUUGAGACCAACAAGUACUUCAACAUCCACCCCAAGGGAGUCAUUCCUCUGGGAGGAUGUGUGGUGUCAGCUAAUGAAAACAUGGGCAUGCCCUUUGCUGUUGUGGUCAACCUGGAAGACUUUACUGGUACCAUAGUCCUGGCUGCUGAGUGUGAGGAGGAGCAGGUCCAGUGGAUGGAGAUGCUCCAGGAGUCAGGGAAAGUCACCUGGAAGAACGCCCAGCUGGGUGGGGCCAUGAUUGAGAGUCUGGAGGCUCAGGGGCUGCAGCUGGCCAAGGAGAAGCAGGAGUAUCUGGAUAAGCUGAUGGAAGAGACUGAGGAGCUGAGUCAUCAGAGAGCACAGAGAGAGGAGCUGGAGCGUCUGAACCAGGUUCUGGAGGAGGAGAAAAUGAAGUUUGAGGAGGUGGUGCUGGAGCUGAAGGCAGAGCAGGAGCAUAUCAAACUAGACCUGGACGGUACAGCUCAGUCCCUGAAAGGUGUUGAGAGUGAAAAAGAAGAGCUCAGCAGUUUAACCAUCAUGCUGCAGAAAUCCAUUGAGGAGCUCUCUCAGGAGAAACGGCGAACUCUAGAGCUGCUGGGGGUGAAGGAACCGGACAUGGAGGAGGUGAAGACUGCAGAGGACAGCUCAGACUGCAGGAAGUCUGAGGAUGGGGGGGAUCCCGGAGACAUGGACCUGCUGCAGGACCUGCGGCACAUCGAGGAGCAAAUGAAGAUCCUGCUGAAGGAGAAGGAGCAGGCGGAUGACAAGCUCAGGGAGAAAGAGCAGCGGGCUAAAGUCUUGCAGCAGGAGAGAGAGUACUACUCGUCUCAGGCUAGGACGCUGCAGCAGUCGCUCACUCAGCUCACCGUGGACAAGCAGCAGACCGAGGCCGAGCUUAAGGCAGAGAUAGAGUCCCGGAUGGAGCUGGAGAAGAGACUGAAGCAGGCUGAAGAGGCUCUGCAGGACCUGGAGAAAGGCCUGGAGUCACUGGACCGGACCAAAGAGAGAGACGAGAAGAUGAAGGGGGAUGUGACACAGCUGAGGCGAUUUUUUGAGGAGUGUAUCUGUGCAGCAGAGAUCGAGGCGAAGCUUCCAGCGAUCAUGAAGAAUGCUGUGUAUCUGCACAAAGCUGCUGCACGCAGAAUCAAGAGCUGCCGAAUCCAAAGGAGAGUGUCCAGACGCCACUGGUUAAAACAAUCCAAGUCUUUUGCUGUGCCCAAUGCUGACGACAGCAACAUGGAGGAGCUGCGAGAAACGGCCCGGCGACUGACCUCCGACAGCAGCUUCAGAGAGAGCGUGUACAAGAUCAUGGCCCGCAAGGACUCUGCAAACAAAACAGAGGACUGAGAGGAGAGAGAGCGAAGUAAAAGAGGAGAAAUGGUCCUUAGCUUUACCUCAGUCCACACACCGAGUGAUGUAGAGAUCCUGAUCCCAAACCCACCAUUAAAAUACUUUAGACAACUGUACACAGAAAUCAGUUUGGUGGCUUCUCUGGUUGCAAACUGUACUGAGAGCAGUAAGAAUUCAGUUUAACACACAAAUCAACAGUGCUAUAUUAUUAUAUAUAAUAGGUUUAUAUAUAACAGCACUUGUUCUCAGCCCCCUCAUGGAUAUACUGGUUUAUAGCCCUUUUUGACCAAACAGUUCCAGGACCCACGAGAACAAAAUCCAGGAACUGAAAGACCCUUUUUCACAUUGCUAUUUGUGUGUUCAUCAAAUCAGGGCAAUUAAGGAUUAAAAAACUAUACAAUGAUUGAAACACAGUAUUCAUUUUCUCUUUCUAUUUACUGUUGCGAGAUGUUCAAGUUGGAUGUUAAGAAAUAAACGAAAAGGAGAUGAAAAAUUUAACUUUGGAGAGAGGGGCUCCAAAAGAGUUUUAUGGCAACAAAACUUCUGGCCCUUUUCUACCAAAAUGUUCCUAAUGUGAUUUUAGCAUCAGAUUCGGCAGAGAGAUUCAGCAACAGAGUGAUCCUGCUGUUCUUUGUAUUUACUGUAAAGAAUAAAUGAAAAGGAGAUAUGCAGAGGUAGAAAAGGAGACAGAAACACUGACCCCCUGUCUUCAAAACAGACAAUCUGUUUGUUUGACUGGUAUAUAACUCUGAUUUGAUAACUAAACAGCCAGUUGACAUUUUAUUUUCUCGUUUAACUAAUCAGGUAAUGAACAACAACACAGCCUCACACAUAUUUUAAAAGUAAAUAUACACCUCUUGUCCCAAUAUUGAUACUAGAAUCCAAUAAUCCUUUAUUUUGGGAAUAAAGCAAGUUGUACACAAGUUGAUGGUCCACUCUGCAAAUUGAACCAUCAGAAAGUACUACUCUAGUUCCUGGAACUGUUUGGCUAAAUCGAAUCUAAUCACACUUUUCUACCAAAGAAUACUUAAGUGAAAACUACAUGUAUGUUAGGAACAACUGUUCUCUCAGUAAGGUGUACUAUGUUGUAGUGUCCUAAUCAAAUAUAUUAUUUUGACAAAAAAACUGACCAUUUGGGACUCUAGACUUCACCUCAUAAGUUGCCGUCAUGUUACUUGACAUUAAGAAACACUAACAUCAUUGAUUGAUCAGUCGGCAGUGUGUGACUGUAGCCUUGUACCUUGAGUUUCUAGUGUUUUCACCAUUCUCAAAAACAAAUACGACUAUAAUAGAUUUGAGGUACCAGAUAGCACAGACUAUACAAAUUCGUCUUGUAAAAUGUUUGUUUUUAUUAUUCUGGUUUUGAUUGUAUGCACAGAUUGUGUCCUUUACUUUAACAGAGGUUCUAUGAAAACAAUGAUGGAAACACGUGUCUGAUAUUGAAACUUGACCAUUUUGUUAUUGCUACAUAUAAAAAUCUGUCCUUGACCAAGCAAAUCAUUGUAAAUCACUGACGCAAGCAUUUUAUGAUAAUGUACAAAUGAUAACUUAACCGGAAAUGAUAGGAAAAAAGAAGCCCACAUGUCAGGUAAGGGGGAACAUAUUAUGGACUG